Messenger RNA from Balaenoptera musculus (blue whale), 5009 nucleotides. It is a transcript of the gene SFMBT1, whose product is annotated as Scm like with four mbt domains 1. Bases 345 to 3086 code for a protein of 913 amino acids. Lineage: Eukaryota; Metazoa; Chordata; Mammalia; Artiodactyla; Balaenopteridae. The record is from RefSeq and is a predicted model, not a curated record. Gene Ontology annotation, cellular component: nucleus. Gene Ontology annotation, molecular function: transcription corepressor activity; histone binding. The transcript has 22 exons. Gene Ontology annotation, biological process: regulation of DNA-templated transcription.
CCGCCGGAGCGCGGGUGGAGGGGGGCGGGGAGAGCUGCCGGCCGCCCCGCUCCGCGGAGCCCAGCAGGAAGAAGGGCGCGAGCGGGCGAGUGCAGGCGGCACGAGCGGAAAAAGCGCCCGCACGGGGGAACGAAAAGAAGGAAAGAAAGAAAGAAAACGAGCGCGAGAAGGGAAAAGCGAGCGAUUGAGCGAGCGCGCGCGCGAAAACUCCCGACAGCACUUUCAUUUGGACCCUUGGAUGCCCAUUGAACAGAUGCUUGAGAACUGCAAGUAAUCUUCAGAUUGUAGCAUAACUAUAAGGCCUGUCCUCUGUGUGGGGAGGAGAUCACCCAUGUGCUGUGGAAAUGAACGGGGAGCAGCAGAUUGAUGCAGAUGCUGGAUCUGGAGUGGAAGAAGUGGAAUUGAGCUGGGAAGACUAUCUAGAAGAGACAGGGUCCACAGCAGUUCCCUACGGGUCUUUUAAACAUGUGGACACACGUUUGCAAAAUGGAUUUGCUCCUGGGAUGAAACUGGAGGUGGUUGUGAAAACCAAUCCUGAAACCUACUGGGUUGCCACCAUCAUUACCACCUGUGAGCAGUUGCUCCUCCUCCGCUACGAUGGCUACGGGGAGGACCGGAGAGCAGACUUCUGGUGUGACAUCAGGAAGGCUGACCUCUACCCCAUUGGGUGGUGUGAGCAGAAUAAGAAGACCCUCGAAGCCCCGGAAGGAGACAUACCUAAAUGGAGAUAUUCUGAAAGAAUAAACAUAAAAGGAUGGACAAAGAUACAUAGACAAAUGCAAAUAGAAAAGAAAGCAGGAGUCUCAGUCUUGAUAUCUGACAAAGGUGGAAUUCAGAUCAGAAAGCACUGCAUCAGAGAUAAAGUGUCUGAUCGGGAUGAGUUUCUGCGGCAGACCCUGAUGGGAGCAUGUAGUCCUCCUGUUCCGCUGCUAGAGGGCCUCCGUAAUGGGAGGAAUCCUUUAGAUCUCAUUGCUCCAGGUUCCAGGCUGGAAUGUCAAGCUUUCCAGGACUCUUUAAGUACUUGGAUUGUUACUGUAGUAGACAACAUCGGGGGAAGGCUGAAGCUGCGUUAUGAAGGACUUGAGAGUUCUGAUAAUUUUGAACAUUGGUUGUAUUACUUGGAUCCGUUUCUUCAUUAUGUUGGUUGGGCUGCUCAACAGGGAUAUGAGCUUCAGCCCCCAUCAGCCAUCAGACAUCUGAAAACUGAAGUUGAGUGGCAGGAGAUCUUGGCCAAAGUGAAAGAGGAGGAGGAAGAGCCAUUACCAUCUUACUUAUUUAAGGAUAAACAAGUGAUCGGCACUCAUUCAUUCUCUGUAAAUAUGAAAUUGGAAGCUGUGGAUCCCUGGUCUCCUUUUGGGAUCUCUCCUGCUACAAUUGUUAAGGUUUUUGAUGAGAAGUAUUUUCUGGUGGAAAUGGAUGAUUUGCGACCAGAGAAUCGUGCACAGCGAUCCUUCGUGUGUCAUGCUGACAGUCCUGGUAUUUUCCCUGUGCAGUGGGGUCUGAAGAAUGGUUUACACAUCAGUCCCCCUCCUGGCUACCCAGGCCAGGACUUUGAUUGGGCCGACUACCUCAAACAGUGUGGUGCUGAAGCUGCUCCCCAGAGGUGCUUCCCUCCGUCAAUUUCUGAGCAUGAAUUUAAGGAGAACAUGAAGCUUGAGGCAGUGAACCCUCUUCUCCCUGAAGAAGUGUGCGUUGCCACCAUUACUGCAGUGAGAGGCUCCUACCUGUGGCUCCAGUUGGAGGGUUCUAAGAAACCCAUACCUGAAUUUAUUGUGAAUGUGGAAUCCAUGGAUAUAUUUCCUUUGGGCUGGUGUGAAACCAAUGGCCAUCCCCUCAGCACUCCUCGCCGAGCACGAGUACACAAACAGAGGAAAAUUGCAGUGGUUCAACCAGAAAAACAAGUACCAUCCUCAAGGACUGUCCAUGAGGGUCUGAAGAAUCAGGAGCUGAGCUCCACAGACUCAGUUAUGAUUAAUGGAAAAUAUUGCUGUCCAAAGAUAUACUUCAACCACCGUUGCUUCUCAGGGCCAUAUCUUAACAAAGGAAGGAUCGCUGAGCUGCCUCAAUGUGUGGGACCUGGGAAUUGUGUCCUGGUCCUCAGAGAGGUCCUCACUUUACUGAUCAAUGCAGCCUAUAAACCCAGUCGUGUCCUUCGGGAGCUGCAGCUGGACAAAGACUCUGUGUGGCAUGGAUGUGGGGAAGUCCUCAAGGCCAAAUACAAAGGAAAGAGUUACCGAGCUACUGUCGAGAUAGUGAAAACAGCAGAUCGGGUGACUGAAUUCUGCCGGCAAACCUGUAUCAAACUGGAGUGCUGUCCUAAUCUCUUUGGUCCACGGAUGGUUCUGGAUAAGUGUUCAGAGAACUGCUCUGUACUUACGAAGACUAAAUAUACACACUACUAUGGAAAGAAGAAAAAUAAAAGAAUUGGGAGGCCACCUGGUGGGCAUAGUAACUUAGCAUGUGCCCUGAAAAAAGCGAGUAAGAGGAGAAAGAGGCGAAAAAAUGUUUUUGUUCAUAAGAAGAAACGCUCCUCUGCAUCUGUUGAUAAUACCCCAGCGGGCUCUCCCCAGGGAAGUGGAGGUGAAGAUGAGGAUGACCCAGAUGAAGGGGAUGAUGAUUCCCUAAGUGAGGGCAGUACAUCUGAGCAACAGGAUGAGCUACAGGAAGAGUCAGAAAUGUCAGAAAAAAAAUCAUGCUCCUCCUCUCCCACCCAAAGUGAGAUAUCCACAUCACUGCCUCCAGACAGACAGAGAAGAAAAAGAGAGCUUCGCACUUUUUCAUUUUCUGAUGAUGAGAAUAAACCUCCUUCACCAAAGGAAAUAAGGAUUGAAGUUUCUGAAAGGCUUCACCUGGACAGUAACCCCCUGAAGUGGAGUGUGGCGGAUGUUGUGCGGUUCAUCAGAUCCACCGACUGUGCUCCCUUAGCAAGAAUAUUCCUAGACCAGGAAAUUGAUGGGCAGGCCCUGUUGCUCCUUACCCUUCCCACCGUUCAAGAGUGCAUGGACUUAAAACUGGGCCCUGCCAUCAAACUUUGCCAUCACAUAGAGAGGAUCAAGUUUGCUUUUUAUGAACAGUUUGCCAACUGAGAAGGACAACCAAAGUGAGCUGUAUCUUUGAAGCACAAAUGCAGCAAAUCCUUCGCCCUGCUCUACAAGUGGAGCUGAAAUAGUCCUGGGGCUCUGGGCCCUGCAGGUGUCGGCUUGCUCUCUUUGCACUUUCAGGGAAGGAGGACCCACACUUGAGUAAGCAAAAACUGCACAGAAGUGGCUCUCCUGCCAGUGAAAAUGUGGGCAUCUCUUGUUCAGCAGAUUGCAGUUUUAAAAAAGUAAAGGUUGUGAAGAAAAGACUCAUAUAAGAAGAAUAAGCAUUUCCACUGGUGUGGCCUGAAAACGAAGAAUAAUCUAGGUUGCUGCAAAGCACCCUUUUGGUUUUCUUUUUGUUCUUUCUGUUCCUUCCCAUUCCUUCCCACUGUAGAUUGAACUUUGUUCUCUGCUUUCUCUUUCUUGGAAAGAGAGAACAUAGCUUUAAGUCAGCACUGAUUUGGGACUGUGCCUAAGGCACAUCAGUGCUUCAUUGUCAUUGUGUUUUUUAAGCUUUUUUAAAUUAAAACAGUUCAUUUUGGGGAUGAUUAUGUGGCUCUAGGGUUUUGAAUGUACAGUCACACUUUGAUCCAUUUUAAAAUCUAUUCUUAGGAGUUCCUUUGUUUACUACCUCUGUUGAUAAUUGAGCUUAUAGCCAUGUAUGAGGUUGUUUUAAUGAUACCAUUUUUAAGCUACAUGAACACUAAAACUAUGACAGAGUUGGAGGAAAAAAAACACUGUUUGCUUUCUUAAAAAUAAUGUGUGGCACUUAACACCAAUUCCUUAACUGACUGAUCUAAGAACUCUACUGUCAUUGUUUUGCAUCUUGAGCCAGGUUGGGCUGCCUGUUUCAAGUAGUUCAAAGAUUGUUGCUAUUUCAGUUGAAUUGCUUUCUCCCUAUUAGUUCUCGAAGGGACUUCAGAGGCUUUUAUUUUGUGUUUACUUUUCUCUACAGUUGUUUGCUUUCAUUUUGAGAGUCCUCACUUGGGGUAAAAAUCAGUAGGUGUUCCCUGGACCCACAGUAAAGCCCAUUUCCCCAUCUUUCUCGGUGUCUCCAGGCAGAUAGUGUAGAAGCACAACAGAGAAAAUAAGUUUUAGGAGAGGUGAUGCAGAGCAUGGCAUUUCCGUCACAGUAUGUCCUCAGUGGCUGGAUAAAGAUUGAGAGAUGGUUAAGGAUUCUAGAAAUGUCUUUGCCUAGUCACGUUUACUCUUUCUUUGGUUAAACCUUUAAAUUGAAUGUAUUCUACGGUCAAUUCCCACUCAACAACUCAAGUUUUCUUUUAGGUGUUUCUUUUGACCCAGCUCAAGUUGGUAUUAAACAGGCAAAUUUUCACUUAUGAUUGCACUGUUAGCUAUUAUAGAAUAAUAGCAUUUGCUGUACUGUUCCAGCCAUGUGGAAUGAGGAAAGAUACAUAGGUUGCUUCCUUUAAAUGGUUUGCUUUGCUGAGUGUGUGUGUGUGUGUGUGUGUGUGUGUUUUAAUUAUCCUAGUUACCUGCAAAUAUAUAACCUAAUCAUUCCUCUUCAAGAUUUGAAAAUGUUUUAAAACUACAAACUGGGUAAAUUCUAAACAGCUAUACAAAUAUAAGGUAAUUUUAUUACAAAUUUAAACUGAUUGUGAUUUUUUUCCUUUUCUUCCCCCGCUGCCCCACGUGUUUUUAUGGACCUUGGCAAACAUUUGUAGUCUGAAUCUUCUCUUCAUUGGAUAAUUUAUGAACCACCUUAACUCAGGCCCUCCAACCAAACCAUAUAUUAAAGCAUCAACUCUUUGCUUAGGUUACUACCAGAUAUACCUGGAAAGACGCUUCAUUUAAGUAGAAGUUAGUAUGUUUGAACUUAUCGGAGAUACAGUUUUUAAAGUUUUGAUUGAUUCUAUGCCCCUGGAAGAGAAGCAUAUAUAGGAUGCUUGGGAACAGUUAGCAUUAAGUAGA